This is a messenger RNA of Ectocarpus sp. CCAP 1310/34, 1002 nucleotides long. The record is from the annotation of a GenBank genome assembly. NCBI's taxonomy places the organism in Eukaryota, Phaeophyceae, Ectocarpales, Ectocarpaceae.
AUGCAGGUGGCGGUGAAACAGGCACUACGCGACUGGUUCGAGGCCGCUCGGAAAGGGUCACAAGGGGUAUCCGGCGCUGAGGUUGUUGAUGCGGUCAUCACGCUCGGGCUGAACUACGAUUACAAGCAGGUGCAGAGGAUCGUCUUCGCCGAAGCCCGGGAUACGAACGGUCUUCUGUGUUCCGUCAAGAGCUUCACCUCGGCUCUCCUGGCGUGCUGCUCGAGUGACCUCGAGAAGGAAAGGUUGUUUCGAUUGUUGCGUGGAGAAGGAGACUGGCGGGGGUUCGGACUUGGAGGCGUGGUGCCUGCCCGCACGAUUUCAGCGGAAGAACGAAAGCGGUACGACGCCGUAAUGGAGGGUAUCGUGCUGGCUCAGGAGCGUAACGAGCUCCACAGCGCUGCCUCAGCCGCGGGAGGACCGACACAAAACACCGAACAAGAAUUCACCACCACCGGGCAGCAAGAGCAAGCCUUCCCGCGGGAAUCACAGCCACGAUUGGGAAGCAGUUCACCGACAGCGCCGGUCGCAACACGGGAGGAAGGAAGACCUACAGCGGGAUGCCGGCCACGCACAACGUCCGCUUGCCAAGGUGGUCACUUUCGAUCGGCGGUCGCUGUUGCUUCCGCGCCUGGAAACGGCUCGAAAGGCCACCAGCGACGUGGAGCGCCCGGGCAGACCGCACCGUCCGGCAACGGUGAUGACCUUGUUGACUGGUCAAGCUCAAGCGGGCGAACCACGAUGGCCGCCGUGAGGAGCGGUCAGCCUCAACGAGGGGCUUCGGCGAGGGAGGAUAACCUCCCCUCUGAGUGCCCGGAGCAUGCAUGUUCCAAACGCACUGAGGAGUCGACUGUUUAUUCGAAGGUUGUCCGCAACACGGCCGAGGGACUGCGAGACGCUUUGCGCAAGAGAGAGCUGCACCUCGCCAAAGUGGAGGCCCGUUGGGAGAAUUAUGACGGUAGGUGUGAAUCUUGUUUUUGUGGUCCACUUGCAUGUGAUGGGUGA